Molecule: messenger RNA, 684 nt
Organism: Ogataea philodendri
Lineage: Eukaryota; Fungi; Ascomycota; Pichiomycetes; Pichiales; Pichiaceae
Exons: 1
Coding region: 1-684 (227 amino acids)
Cellular component (GO): nucleolus
Molecular function (GO): RNA binding
Source: RefSeq, a predicted model, not a curated record
AUGGCCCGGCCCAACAGAGAGAUUCUUACCGGGGGAAAGAAGUAUGCGCAGAAGAAGAAGCAGACCAACCGCGUGGAGGAGGUGGUUUUUGACAAGGAUUCGCGGGUGGAGUACUUGACCGGGUUCCACAAGCGGAAGCUGCAGCGGAAAAAGAAGGCCCAGGAGUACAACCAGGAGCAGGAGCGCCAGGCGCGGCUGGAGGAGCGCAAACGGAUCCGCGAGGAGCGCCAGCAGCAGGUGCAGAAGCGGCUGCGCGAGCUGAACGAGUCGCUCAAGCUGCAGGUGUCGAGCGAGUCGGAGGAGAGCGAGAGUGAGUCUGAGGAAGAGGAGCAGUGGUCUGGGUUCAAGGAGUCGCAAGAGACCGACGCUGAACCGCGCGAAAAGAAAGGGAUACUGAAACAGACGUUCAACGCGGACGACGACGACGCGCCCGUGCCGGGGGUCACCACGGUGACGGUCGAGAGCAUAGACAACCCGAACCAGGUGGAUCUGAUGGAGCUGGCCCGCAAAAACCACGUCGACCUGGACAAGUCGCAGCAGGUGCUGGGCCAGUCGAUCGAGCGCGCCAAGAAGUACGCGCGGCUCGUGGGUGCCGACCAGAAACCCAAGCCGCGCAAGAAGAAGUUCCGGUACCUCAGCAAGGUGGAGAGAAAGAUCAACAGCAUCAAGGAGCGCAGAAAGUAG